Molecule: messenger RNA, 1290 nt
Organism: Pelagomonas calceolata
Lineage: Eukaryota; Pelagophyceae; Pelagomonadales; Pelagomonadaceae
Source: the annotation of a GenBank genome assembly
GAGUUUUUGGCUGCUGUGCUCAAGCGCUCGCGCGGCCUGGACCCAGGACGAUCGCUAACUUUUUGAUUCAUUCCUGAUCGCUGCGUGCGUGUAGCCGCCAGUGCUGGCUGGCCAGGGAGGCUAGCCCUUACCUAGGCGUUGAGCACAAAACGCCAGCCGCCGCGGCCGGCGCGGCGGUGCGCCGAGCGGAACCAUGCGGCUCCACCUCCUCCUCCUCAUAUACGUCACACCGACAAAAGCCAUCGUCGGCCGCUUCUUCCGGAGGAAGAAUAGCGACAUCCUGCGGCGCGACAUCCUCCAGCGCAACAUCUUAGCUCAAAGAGCGGAACUAGCCCAGCUCGAAAAGCGGUUGAGGGGCGAGAUCAUCCAGGAGGAGGUGAGACGGCCGCCGCCGAAACCGAGGAUCCACGGCGGCAACUUCGUGUCAGCUCUGAAAGAAUCAAGUAACGUCUUUUUAAGAAGGUACAAGUUUCAUGAAAGAAAAGGCGACGACCGAGUGAGGUGGAUGUCGAACAAGACGCAGGCCGCGCUGGGGAUUACUGCCGAACUAGUCACGCUGCCGCCGCAACAGCGAACGGCGAGACUCGCGACUCUCAGAAAAUACGCUCCAUUGUUGGUGGUCCACGCCCCGGGCAUCCUAGCGAGGCUCGAUAAGCUCGAACGGUUCGUCCCGGGCAUCAUCAACAAGAUUUUGGAUGGCGGCCACUUAGCAGCGAUCGAACCGGAACUUGACGGAAUUCUCGACCGCUUCGACGACAUCGAGCCGCACGUGCCUUGGGUGUUGGAGAACAUCGAUGAUCUGGCGCCCUACGUCAGCUCGUUGAUGCGGCAUAUCGACGAGUUACUCUUAUAUGCUGAUGAUGAGUACAGGUGGGCCGAUGAUUUCCUGCCUUACCUGCCGUUCUUCGUUUCUAGAUUAGAUGCGCUGGGGCCGCAUCUGCCGUUGUUGCGGCCGCACCUGAAAGUGCUGGGGCCGCACUUUCGCCGGUUGGUGCCCUGUGUCGAUCCUAUAUUGUUGGAGUCGCAGUCGUUCUCCAUCUCAGCAAAUGCGGACGUGCUGCUGUGGUGGUUCUCUUGGGCUUUACGUAUACCGGUGGUGGUGCCGUUGGUGGUGCGGUGUCCGGGUGGGGCUAGGUUCAUCGCGUUUCUGGCGCGGCGGCUGCCUCGACGAUUCGUGCGAGGGAGGUGUGCCGACGUGGAAUGCUUGGUGGGGGAGGACUACGGGAGCGACUGGAACAACGUCCGUGAGUAUUUGGACGACGCCGCGCGGCCCGUAAGUUUCUGAUCUUA